Molecule: messenger RNA, 1209 nt
Organism: Heterobasidion irregulare TC 32-1
Lineage: Eukaryota; Fungi; Basidiomycota; Agaricomycetes; Russulales; Bondarzewiaceae
Exons: 6
Coding region: 55-945 (296 amino acids)
Source: RefSeq, a predicted model, not a curated record
AUUAGCAUUUGAUGACGAGUCCCCACUGCCAGUCACUGUAUCUUGCCUCAAGUCAUGACAUCUGAAGCUCAACAACAACCCACGAACUCUAAUAGCACUCGGCAUCCAACGGCGAUAGUACACCAACGUGCCUUCCAUGCUGCCGCUUCAGAUCAUGCCGUCCUUCAGAUCAUACAGAUAUGGCAGGAUAGACUGCAGCUCAUAAGUGUCGUCGCUAGCUUUUUCACUUCUAUUGAUAGCAUCCUUCUUUCUCUCGUCUCUGCUCAGCGAGAUCAUAAAAGUACGGAUGGCAAGCUCAUGGACGCGACCAUAGCUGGCGCUCUAAUUUUUCAUGCUGGUGCUGCUUUUACCGCUUCUUUUGUCUUGAUCCGCUAUAAACUCAAUGACGCAAAGAAUGCACCCGCAUCGCCCUCUCCUUCGCCGUCUAACGCUGCUUUUUAUUCCACCAACGACAAACAGGAAGAUACCAAUAACAUCAACGACAUCUCCACCACCUCGACAUGGCCUUUUUUCUCUGUACCCCAUCGCUCGCCAGCCCAUCCCACGUCUGGACCUACCUCGCCGGCCCCGCUGCCUUUCCCUCUUUCCCUUCUGUCACACGCAACGGAUCUUCUCAAUGCCAUCACGCUCACGCUCGGCUUUGGUUCUCGCAUAUCUGUCUCCCGCGUGCACAUCUUCACGCUCCCUUGGCGCCAGCAAGACCCUUCGCGCGACCUACCAGACGAGGGCGCGGGCGACCCAGACAGUGACAAAGGCGCGGUGGAGCUAACACGCCUUCUCACGCGCUGCCACGCCGCAUGUACAGCGUUCUCGCUUGCGGGGUUUGUACUACUCAUCGUGGGCGUGCUCGCAUACGUGUGGGAAGUGCUGGCUCGGAGCGUGAGUAUAUUCGUGAGCUGCUGUGUGGGCCUGGUUGCUUUUGUGUGGGUUGUCGCAUUGCACUGAGGAGCGCGGGGCGGAGAGUUGCUGCUGGAAGGGGCAUGGGGGCUUUCUUGAUGCGUUACGAUGCGCUUGAUGAUAAACAUGCAGCUGUCCAUUUCCUUAUUUCUUUCUAUCCGCUUUCAGGGUUUUGGGAGUUCUGCAAGCAUAUAUACCUCUAUACCAAACAAUACCACGCCAACACCCGUCCAUAUAGGCGGGCCCUGUUUCAGAACUAAGUACCAGUGUAUCUUUCUUGUACAAAACAGAAAAUUCGCAUGUCUUAUUGCU